Symbiodinium natans is the source of this 903-nucleotide messenger RNA. The record is from the annotation of a GenBank genome assembly. NCBI's taxonomy places the organism in Eukaryota, Dinophyceae, Suessiales, Symbiodiniaceae.
AUGCAUGUAGAGGCUGAACCAGUGCAAGCAGCCUCAUCUACGUGCCAGCUUGACCUGAAGAGGUAUCCCAGUUCUAGGCAACUGCAGGCCGCCGACCACUGGUUUGCAAACCAUAGCGAUGCCUGGCUGUCGCCCAUCGUAAUUCCAAGCCACCGCCUGGUGUUCUGCCACAUCCCGAAAGCCGGCACAUCUCGCUGGCUGCGGAUCUUGCGAUGGAUGGCCGGAGUCCAGGACUGGGAUUCAAACCCGCACUUCGCCGAUGCCAAUGGCCUCUUGGGCGGCUUGCUGCAGCUGAAGCAUUUGCCGACCUCCGAGGCUCUUCGGAUCAUGCAAGAUCCGGCGUGGACAAAGAUGGCAGUGGUAAGGGAUCCUUUAGACCGUUUGCGAUCUGCUUAUUUGGACAAAAUCCUCAGCGCAAGCGAUCCGCAAAACCAUUGGCUGACUGAGAAUUUGUUUGGACUGCCAUUUGAGAACUUCACAUCUACGAGUUUCUCCAACUUCUUGAGCAGAGUUGAGGUCGGCAUGCGCCACUCCUUAGAUCACGAAGACAGACACUGGCAGCGACAAGCUCGCUUGUGUGACUUAGGGAGGUUCCUGCCAUACUACCAGCACGUAUUCUUCCUUUCCCCGGACAAGGCAAAGCGCGCAGAGCUCUCGGAUUGCUUCCUCAGGGCGCUCGCCAAAAUUUCACCAAACCCCGAAGAGGUGAUGAACUUCAGUUUCGGCGACCACAGCGCCCACGAGCUUGUCACACACCGCACGGAUGCAGACGCUCAUCCUACGUAUGAUGAGCAGCUUUGCCACCGGGCCAGGCGUCUCUACGCGGAGGACUACGAGGUCUUCGGAAUGCCGAGGCCAAGGUGCUUUCCAGGCGCUCCCCACGUGGACUGGCCCGGCGUGUAG